CCCGAUCCGUUAGAGCAAUGUCGUCAAACAGGUCGCUCUCAACAGACUUCAAAAGGCUGAAACAUAACAUUGCGACGAAAGCAAGUCGAAAAAAACUAAAUGACUAUCUCAUGAUGCUUCUUCAACUGGUGUCAAGUGACGAGGUAGAAAUUGUUCCUGUUCGUUCCAAAGUUCGAGUUCUUCAGGAAAUUAUUUAUCGGGUACAGAAGCUUCAAGGCCGAGUGCAGCUAUUAGAAACCAGAUUGUUGUUAUCGGAUAUUGAACGUUUCGAGAAAUGGUUGAAUGAAAUGCUUUCUUCCCAAGAUUUCCGAUUUUUACCUAUGUUGACUAGAGUUUGCGAAACAGUUUCACAGUUAUCCGCUUGGAAGAUUGCCGAAAUUUGGUAUGCCGAUACGUCGCUUAUCGGGAAAGACGAAUUGUGUGAGAAAUCAGAAGAGAUCAUUCUUAAGCUUGCAAACUCGUUUGCCACGAAAGAGAACGGUCUUGGUGAGUUGCAACUCAUAAGAGGAUUCUUAGCAUCCAGUCAAGAGUACCACUUCCCUCCAAACUCUGGUUUACCUGGAAAAGUCUACAGCAACGAAACACCUCUUUGGCUUAACCAUCUUGCUACGAAUCCUAUAUUCCUCCGAGCAAAGUUGGCACGGAAGUUUGGUGUUUGUUCAGCUGUCGGAGUGCCCUUCACAUUGUUUGGUCGAAUUCAAGCUGUAUUGGUUUUUCUGGACUACGUUCCACGGGAAGAAGAUCCUAAGGUAACGGAGCGCCUUUCAGUUUUAUUUGAAAGAGUAUCUCGUCAAUUGGAAAUUAGACUCGAAAGAAAGCACAGUCUCGUUGUGCCACCAAUCCGUUCAGGAACUAUUUCUACUUGCGAGUCCUGACAUACUUGUACAAAGUUAUAUCUUUCUUAUGAUGUCGAGCUAUUCUACUUGACAGAAAUAAUAUGUUUAUAAAAGGGUUGGUUAAACUGUACUGACUUCUCUUUCGUUCCACUUUGAACUGGAAUCCCAAAAAAACUACGGAGAUCGUCGUUUGUAUGACCAGUUAUUCCUGAAAAGAGCUUGACGGUCAAAGCCAAGUAUUCCUAAACUCUCUGCUUAACUUUGAGGCGAAAGAAACCUUUCGUUUUCUGACAACCUGCUUGAACUGUUGGCUUUGAACCACUCAGUUGGCUCGAAAGUACUGAAGCGUUUUGACAUCCGAGAAGAUGAAGCGUUCGUUGUGAGUGGAAACUUUAAAUGAGUUACUGUAGCCCUAAAUAAACCCUAUGCACGAUAAUAUACUCGUUUUCUGUUGUAUAUCUAUGACUGACUUUGUGAGAGUUCUCUUCUUGCAAAGACCAUAGUCUAUCGGUAAAUUCCCAAAGAACUGGUACUCUUGGGAAGUUCCAUUUGUAGUUUCUAGGCUUGUUCUGCCUGUCA
Galdieria sulphuraria is the source of this 1415-nucleotide messenger RNA. RefSeq names its product multi-sensor hybrid histidine kinase. Gene Ontology annotation, molecular function: protein dimerization activity. The transcript has a single exon. Bases 18 to 875 code for a protein of 285 amino acids. NCBI's taxonomy places the organism in Eukaryota, Rhodophyta, Bangiophyceae, Galdieriales, Galdieriaceae. The record is from RefSeq and is a predicted model, not a curated record.